AUGAAGAAAACAAAGGUCACGAUCACUCGGGAAAAGAGAACCAGAGAUUAUAUACCGGAGGGAUUCAUUUCCUUCAGUGAUGAAGACGCGGAGGGCAUCAUUCAACCUUACAAUGAUGCUUUGGUAAUCUCUGUUCUUAUAAAUAAAUCUCAUGUUAAACGUAUUUUGAUUGACCCAGGUAGUUCAGCCAACUUUAUCCGUUGGAAAGUAGUGGACCAGCUGGGUUUGUUGGAGCAAAUUCUACCGCCAGCCCGGGUCCUCAACGGGUUCAACAUGGCAUGUGAAACUACGAAGGGAGAAAUUACCCUGCUGGUGAACACCGCUGGGAUUGUUCAACAUACAAACUUCUACGUCAUUGAUGGUGAAAUGAGGUACAAAGCUUUAUUUGGCAGACCAUGGGUACACAACAUGAGGGCAGUGCCCUCAACUUUAAAUCAGAUGCUAAAAUUUCUGACCCUGGAGAGAAUAAAAUCAGUCUGUGAAGAACAACCGGUAGCAAAAGAAAUGUUUGCGGUCGAAGAAGCAACUCCAGCACCGAAAUCACCCGCACCCAAGGAUGCUAAAGAUUUGAACAAAGGGAAAAGUACCAAAUAG
Lycium barbarum (goji berry) is the source of this 594-nucleotide messenger RNA. RefSeq lists its product as uncharacterized. Bases 1 to 594 code for a protein of 197 amino acids. The transcript has a single exon. The record is from RefSeq and is a predicted model, not a curated record. NCBI's taxonomy places the organism in Eukaryota, Viridiplantae, Streptophyta, Magnoliopsida, Solanales, Solanaceae.